Messenger RNA from Plasmodium fragile, 3507 nucleotides. RefSeq lists its product as uncharacterized. The record is from RefSeq and is a predicted model, not a curated record. The coding region runs from base 1 to 3507 and encodes 1168 amino acids. The transcript is spliced from 3 exons. NCBI's taxonomy places the organism in Eukaryota, Apicomplexa, Aconoidasida, Haemosporida, Plasmodiidae.
AUGCAAUACCAACUGGAGCUUUUUAUUAGGCAUAUGAACAAUGACAGUGAGUACCACAAUGCUAAGAACUGUGAGAAUGCAUACUGGCAGCAUCCACUAGAGGACGGGACGCAAGACCAACCAGCAAGGCAGAUGAGUAGGAGGAAAGAAAGAGUUAUAUGCAGACUCAUGACGCAAGCGAUAUAUUUUGCAAAUGCGUGGAGUACAGCUGUACAGGAGAACGUAGGCCACGAUGACCAUAGUAAGGAUAUUAAGGGGCUAAUAAGAUGCACAAUAGCGGAUAUAUACCAAGACAUACUCCGGACAUAUGCAUGCGAAGGUCACUGGGGUACAUAUUACGCCUGGUACGUCGUGGACCAAAUGUGGGGAAACAUGAAGGCAAAUUGGGGCGAGCAGAAUUGUAAGAAGGGGAAGUACACGACUAUAGAAUUGAAGACUUGGAACAUGAGGAGUAAGAUGAAGACCUGGCUAAAGCAGAAUGAAACGAUGAAGAAGAAGAUUGAUGCCGAGAAACUAAACGAUGGCUGCAAGGGAAGAACAGUGAACGUAGGGCGCGACAUGACAAAGGAGUCAGAACAACAGAUAGAUGAGACCACGAAGACUGCAAUGAGGCAAAACGUACAAGAAAUUUUUACUGACAUGAAGACAGACAUUGGACAAAAACAUGCAAUAUUCACAGCAUCGCCUAAGAAAGACCCCACGGACCCUUCUGUGGACGACGCAGACGACCGGGAGAAUGCCGAGAUAGAGAAACGAAUGAAACAAGCAAUCGCGCAAGUGAAAGACCAAUUAAACGCAGUGAUCGCGAAGACUGCCGCUGAACAAGCAGCCGCCGCCGAAGCGGCAGCGGCCAAACCAGCCACGACCAAGCCGGCAACCACAAAACCGGCAGCAGCAGGAGGUCAGAAAGGGGCGAAGCCCUCGGCACCAUCACCAGAAGGCACAUCAGGAACAUCACCAGGAUCAGGAAGGUCAGAUCCCGGAUCCCCAGAUACACCGCUGCCACCACCCGCGGCACCAGCAGGGGACACGGCAUCCACGGGGCAAGGACCGGGUCAGGCACCAGGACCCGUACCACAACCCCCACCUGCGGCACCACCCUCGACACCAUCAUCACCACCAGAGAGUGGAGCAUCCGGUACAGGAAGUAAUGGCAAUGCAGGAACAGGGUCAACGGCAGCACCAUCGGGAACACCUCAGACAGAAGGUAAGAAAUCAGGGACCGAAUGUGUCACUAAUAUAAAUGAAGAGAGCACACAUAGUACGUACGCUGGCACGCACACAGUACGUCUGAGUAUUUCCUUCACUAACACGGAUCCGAAGUCUGGUUGCUCAGGAAGUAGUACCCCAGGUCAACAUACUGAGAAGGAUAGCUCGCGUACGGAUGCAGAAGGUGCCAAAUCAACGGAAGCACCGGCGCAACCAGCAGCAGCGGAAGAUGCAAAAACAGCACAAACAUCAGAGAACGGUUCCCCUGGCAAGGACGGUGUUCAGGAUACCGUCGUUGACGGCGGCAACGAUGACCUCCCUCCUCUCAAUCCACCCAAACCAAAACCGCCCCCGACCCCAGAUCAAUCGGGUAGUAGUGGCGGCACCAGCGGCGCAUCAGAUCAACCGGGUUCCUCUGGUACUGGUUCUACUGGUGACCACACCCCAGGUUCUUCAGGACCUGGCUCCACGGGGACUUCGCAACCAGGUACCUCAGGUAAUGGCUCCACAGGGGUUCACCAGGGAGAUUUCUCGGGUCUCUCCCUCGAUGACCCUGGCAUCUUCAAAGGUCGUAAUCCUGGUGGAGGACUGGUGCCACCGACCUUAGAUGAGGGCACUUCUCAGAAACCCAUUGAAUACCCCGGCACACCCAGGAAUCCGAAUAGUGGUCCCCAUGCGCCCGACCUAACCGACGACGUCCUUAUUGCCACUACUCCCGUACUCUUCUUCCUGUCCGCCGUCACCGUCGCCCUUCUUGGUUAUUCCCUGUGGAAGUAUUUUGCCUACCUCGGACAAAAACGACGACGAACAUAUCGAACCGUUCGUGACGUGCCGUCACCGCCACUCGACGAAGAAAUUCUAGACCAUCUACAACGCGGCGAACUGCCGCCACCCGAUUACGGGUACACAAUGAUUAGGGAUACGCAACCUCCGUCAACAUCCGGUAGAGGCCGCCCCCCACGCGUGCAUAAGCGCACCAUCAUCGAGCUACAUCUAGAAGUGCUCAACGAAUGUGCAGCCACCGAGUGGGAAAACGUCAAAGACGACUAUUGGCAGAUUGUCGUGGAGCAGUUUGCGCCCGACUUGGAACAGGACGCGGACACGAAUAACAACAUCUUGGGUGUUUCGACCUCAGACUAUGGUUCUCCAGGGACCAAUGUUUCCUCCACCUUCGAUCCACCCACCGAUUCCAACGGAACGGAUCCAUGUCCACCACAUGACCCCGAUCCUUGGAGUUGUAUGGAAACCAUACCGUUACAAACGGACCCAUGUCACCCUAACGCAGAGGACUCCGAUCCAUGGAGUUGUAUGGAACACAUAGAGUUAGAAACGGACCCUUGUCCACCUAAUGCUGAUGACCCCGAUGCAUGGGGUUGUAUGGACACCAUGCAGUUAGAAACGGGCCCUUGUGCACCGAAUGACCCCGCUCAAUGGCGUUAUAUGGAAAACAUACAGUUAGCAACGGACCCUUGUCCACCUAAUGACCCCGAUCCAUGGAGUUGUAUGGAAAACAUACAGUUACCAAGGGACCCUUGCCCACCUAACAACGACGACCCCGAUCCAUGGAGUUGUAUGGAAACCAUACAGUUAGCAACGAACCCUUGUCGCCCUAACGAAGAGGACCGAUGGAGUUGUAUGGAAACUAUACCGUUAGCAACGGACCCUUGUCCACCGAAUGAACAGGACCGAUGGCAUUGUAUGGAAACCAUACAGUUAGACGCUGAACAACAUCGCCCUUCCGACCACGUGACGUCGGCGUGCACCCAAUGGAUUAACUGGAUUGACCGCAACAAACAUAUUCUGCGGGCGUGCACGACGCAGCCGUGGUGUUUGCAACUACAAGCGGAUUGGAAACAAUACCUGCGUGAGCACAUGGCGGCAAACGAGGACAACGGAGUAUACGGUGAGAACAGGACAGCUGCAACCAUGGACAGCAAGCAGCACGCAUGGAAAGAAUGGGUCGCACAGCAACAUCGGCAAAUGCGUAUGUAUUGUGAGGCGCAGUGGUUUCAACAUUUGUUGAAUAAUGUAGCGCAGGAGACAGUGUCGGACAACGGCGCCGUACCACGAGUAGAAAAACACUUAGAAGUGGAAAAUGUAAUGGCCGCAGAAGAUGUUCUAAGAGUGCGAGCUUUACCGCGGACGCAACUGCAUCCGCAACCUUACAUGACAAAACCGUUAACCGCUAACAUAUGGAUACUGAUCCUGGCAUUAGUCAUACAACAGUGCGAGCUCGAGAGUAGUAUGCAAGACAAGGAGUUAUAUGUGGAUGACCUAUUGCAGCAACUGAGACAUUAG